UGACGAAGCCUAAGCCCACGUCAGUGACCAGUCAGUGAGACCCCCCUUCCCCUUCCCGUGCGCUGACCAUCGAUGUCAGCAACGGCCGGAGCUGCCACACAAUGCGAGGCCAGUCCAGUUCCUUUCCAGAGGCAAAUGGUGAGGAGGGGAGAGGCUGAGAUGGACUGUUGCAAUGUUGACUACAUCUGCUUGCCUGUUUUGCAGAGCAUAGUGAGCUGGAGUUUGAGCAAAGGCUUCUUCCCACAGGUCUGCAAUGUAGAGACCACACCACACACGGGUAUCCACCCACCCCACCGGGAGGCAUGGCAUGCCUGCAGGAGGCAAAUGUGCCGUGCACGACGAUCAACGUGUGCCUGUACAUGAGAAGCCUGCCACUCAAGACCGAUUUGGAGAGCCUGUUCGACUCACAUCUGCUCCGAACACGAGGCUACGAAAGAAUGAGGUGCGUACGCCGCACCCAGUACACAACACCUGCUGCCGUUUGUCCACUCAUAGGUCUGUGCCUUUGGGAUGGCGCUGGCGCCAGGUGGAGGUGACGGUUCAAGACCACUUCACAGAGCACACCGUCCAAUCGGCAGACGAUCUUCACAAGGCAAUCGAGGCACUCAUGGACCGGCCAUUCGACACGAGCCGCCCCCGGUGGGAGGUGCACCUCAUGGCUGCCGCAGACUCCUCCGAGGGAUCGUCGUCUUGCCUGCUGAUUCGCAUCGACCACUCCAUCGCUGACGGGCUGGGCAUCCUCAUGCUGCUCCACCGUUGUGGCUUUAUCAAGGCGGAGAACGGCCAAGUGCUGCCGCUGCCCGACCUCAUUGGUAUCAGGAGAGACACUCGAGCACCAUCCAUCGACGCCGCAGACGGAGAUGCUCACGAGAGCGAGGUGACAGAGGCGAAAGAGGCAACAGAGGCGUCAGAGGUGUCGGGAGACGACAGCAGGUGGACCAAAGUGGAGCCGCUUGCACCGGGGCUGGUGACCGGCAGAAUGAAACGCACGUGGGUGGAGUGGGCGAUGGGCGUCUUCCAGUUCUCCAAAGCUGUGGUGGCCGCUCUUGGCGACUCGAUGGGUCGGUUCGACAGCGACUUUUACUUCAAUGGGUCGCUGGAUCGGAGGAAGAAUCUCAAGUAUGGGCGGCGAAAGGUAGGCGACCUUGCCCGAUCACACACCGGAACAUGGACACACCAAUCGACGCCUCUGUCACUUACUUCACACGCUGUGGUGUGCUGUCUGGGUUGAUCGAUGCGUAUGUCAUGCAGUUGGUUACGUUUCCCCCUUUGCGACUGUCGUACCUGAAAGCCGUCAAGAGUGCCGUGGGCGGCGUGUCCCUCACGGAUGUGCUGCUGACUAUCCUCACUGGCGCGCUGAGGCGGUGUGUGACUGAAAUGCAGGACAGCAAGGCGAAAAUUGGCACAUCUUUGGGUGGCCGGCUGGGCUGGGUGGUGGAUAGGUAUGGUAGUCUUGUGGGCGACCCCCUGACGCAGUCUGAGGACGGCACAACCCUCCUUCGGUCCCUCACCGCCAUGGUCUUGCCAAGGUAGCAGUCAACUCGUACAUGUUUGCUGAUUUGAUUCUCACUCGCUGUCUGUCUGUCUGUCUGUCUAUGUGUGUCUAUGUGUGUGCCUGGCGCAAUGUUGUAAACUUCAGGUCCUUGGACGAGGAUGUGCCGGCCGACCGGGUGCUGCGGAAUGGGUUUGUACUCGUGUCGACACAGCUGCCCAUACACAUUGCGGACCCCAAGGACAGGCUCAGACAAAUGGCACAGGUGACUCACACACACAACGCCCACCACGUAACGCUCCAACUCUGUCCGCGUUUGGAAUUAAUGUUAACUGGGUGCAGACGACAGCCCGGCUGAAGACUCGUCAUCAGCAGAUGGCAACGUACACUCUCAUGGCGACGGUCGGCCCCGUGGCGCCCUGGUGGUUCACCAGCAAAACGUGUCUCGACCUCUUCUCGCGCCAUUCCCUGGUGGUGUCCAACGUCCCUGGGCCAAAAGAGCUGUGCACCUUCUGCGACAAGCCUGUCCAUGAUGUGCAGGUGAGAGGGCGGGGGCCGGGAAGACGACCAUGCACAGCGACCCAUUGUGUGAUUGCAGGUGGUGUACCCCAAUCUGGUGCCCCAGCUGAUGUUUGUGAGCUAUGCCGGCCGCUUGCGCACAAAUUUUGUGAUCGACCCGGACCUGUGGCCGCAGCAUCACCAGCUGGGUUCCUUUAUCGUGGCUGAGGCGCUGGAGCUGGCCAAAAGUGUCGGAGUUACCCAGGGACACCCUUUAGAGGAUUGAAUGAGUGGUUGCGUAUGGUCUUGACGAUGGGUGUGGUUCGGUUGAGCUGCACGAUGGGUUUGAAUGGCCAUGUGGACGUGUGCAUCUCGUGAACCGGAUCUGGGGCCAUUAGGUGAGGUCACGUUUUGUGCGUGCGUCGUGUCCAUCUGCCUGCCUCCCUGCCUGCCUGCAUGGGGCAAGUAACGGACAAUUCACUGCUCGGUCUUACGUUACUCGGACUCUUAAGCCGUGAAAUUUACUACUGAGAUAUCAAUCGCGCAGUCUGAG
This is a messenger RNA of Vitrella brassicaformis, 2543 nucleotides long. Lineage: Eukaryota; Vitrellaceae. The record is from the annotation of a GenBank genome assembly.